AGGCCCUAGCCCAUGCCAUCUUCAUCCCAUUAGAAUAAGAUCUUGCUACUGGUAUUCUUCCAUUUUCUAGUCCAUGUCAAGUGUGAGGAGAGGCUAGCAUUUUUCCAGCACUUCCGGGUUUUGUCUCCAAUAUGGUCAUGAAUUCUGUUAUCCUACCAAUAAAAGUUAAACGCUGGCACAUGUCAACAUGUAUUUCUGUAAAGUCAGUUCACCAGCCAAUGGGAGGGUACAUUGGCAUUUUCUGUUAUUCAACCGUGGGAGAGUACCCUGGUAUUUCUAUUAUCUAGCCAGUUGGGAGAAUACACUAACUAUGACUAAUUGAGGGGACCACUAAAUAGAUUUCAGUAUGCCUAAAUGAGUUAUAACUGUGAUUUUCUUCUUGCUCAAAAUUAAAAUAUUUACUUGACAUGCUUUAAAAUUCUAGUGAGGGUUAUUCAUAUUUUAUUUACUGAGAUAUCUCAUAGUUUUUCCUUAUCCACCAUUUCAAGUAGUGUGACCUGAGACAUGGGAAACCAAGGGGAGUGACGAGUUAGAAGGCUAGCCAUUGUAUUUUGGACGUAGAUUUUGAGUUGUAGAUUAUUCUUUGUAAGCUAGAUUUUGUUUUGAAAUAUUGAUCUAAGUUUAUGUGAACUAUUAGUAAUGAAUUUAGCAAGUUUCGAGUGUUGUGCAUUUGUGGGAUUCUUUCAAAGUGUAUGGUGUCUGUUUCGCUCCUGGUUUUAAGGUGUGACAGGGUUGAAUCUCUAUAUAUUAUAUUUUUAUUGGCUCCUAAAAAUGGACAAAAAGUCAAUGCAAUUUGGUAUGAUUAGCGUGAGGCUAAUACUAGUUGUAACCCAACAAUUGGUUGGGAUGGCUAUCCUAUAGCGAUAAAAAUCCAUCAAGUUG
This is a messenger RNA of Rubroshorea leprosula, 882 nucleotides long. NCBI's taxonomy places the organism in Eukaryota, Viridiplantae, Streptophyta, Magnoliopsida, Malvales, Dipterocarpaceae. The record is from the annotation of a GenBank genome assembly.